AUGGUAGGCGAAAACCUGCUUGGGGUACCAUUGAAGCGUACAGAUAAAGUUGAUCUAUGUAAGGAACUCACAAGUGUUUUUCAGAAUGAAUUUUACCAACCUCCUUCAAAUUUCACGGAUGACCUUCAAAUAAUCAAUGAGUUAAGGAGAUACACAGAGGAGGAACAGCCAAAUUUGAAGACAAUCACUGCGUUGAAGAGCUAUUACAUUCAGAUAAGUGCUCUAUCUCAAAAGCUCCCCCAAGACAGUUUGCAAUUUGCAUGGUAUCCGAUAUUUGACACGGACGGCUUAAAGGGGAAACCGUUUGUAAGUCGAUCAUUCUUAUACGAGAGGUGUUGCGUACUCUUUUUACUAGGUGGAAUGUAUUCGCAGUUGGCGUUAGUUCAAAAUAGAAUGACAUCGGAUGGGUUAAAGAAGGCAGGAAUCUAUUUUCAGUAUGCUGCUGGCUGUUUCCAGGUUUUGACUGAGGAUCAGUUUGCACCGUCACUAGAUGCAUUACCGGGUGAUUUGCGUACAAAUACACUUUCUGCACUAACUUAUCUAAUGCUGGCUUCAGCCCAGGAGAUAUACUGGUUAAAGGCUGUGACAGAUGCAUUAAAAGAUACGGUUGUGGCCAAACUUUCGAUGCAGACAAGUUCUUUUUAUGAAAGCACAGCUUUAGUUAUGCAGAAGGCAGGCGUAUUUCCAUCCGAAUGGAUCUCAUUCUGCAGGGUUAAAUCGCUUCAUUUUAAAUCAGCAACGUUAAACAGACUGGCUACGCAUUUAACUUCCAAAGAACAGUAUGGUGAAGCUCUUAGCAGGCUAAGAAGUAGUUCCAGGAUAGCUGGUGAGGCUUUGAAGAUAAAGAUAACAAACGAACAGGUGCUGAAGGAUUUGACGGAUCUCAACAAGGUGGUUCAAGAAGAACUUUCAAAAGCAGAACGAGAAAACGAUCUUAUUUAUUUACAGGAUGUUCCAGACGAGAAAUCACUGCCGGAACCGGCAAAAGCGAAUCUUGUAAAGCCAUUAGUUUCUUCUGGAAUAAUACACCCUGUAAAAGCUUUAAGUGAGAGUGCUGAAUACGGCAAGCCACUUUUCAAGUCUCUUAUACCAUACUUUGUUGUAGAGAUGGCUGCUGGAUUCAAAGAGAAGUGUAUCACUUAUAUAAAUUCAAAUGUGAAGGGGCCACUUAGUGUGGCCACAAAGCAACUUGACGAUAUGAUGGAGUCGCUGAAUAUUGAAUAUUCCAUAGAGGCGAUCAUGAAACCGCAAAGAGUACCGGAAACGAUUAUGAAAUAUAGAGAAAACAUUACCGAUAUGGGUGGUGCCUCAAGGCUUGAUGAAAUGUUGAGCCAGCUGAAUAGUCUAAAGUUGAGAUGCCAUACGGAGUUGGAUUCAAAUUGGAGAAAAUUUAAUGAAGCCAAUGAGGAAGAUAAAAGUCUUCGGGUGAUGUACGGGGAAAAACGCUGGACGUUGCAACCAUUAAAAGAGGAGGCAAACGAUAUUUUGAGCGGGUUUAAGCAGUUUGAGCAGUACUUGAGAGAAUCCACGAAGGGAGAUGAAACAAUUGAGCAACAACUAGAAGAACUACGACCAUUUCUAGGUGUUUAUACCGAUGAAGACGCGCUUAGGCAAUUUAUUCCGGCCGAGAAAGUGUUGGACCUCAAUCCACAGUUUUGUGAGUUGGUAAUGAAGAUGAAGAACAUUCUCAAGGAGAUUGACACACUAAAAACAGAGAGAUUAAAGCUGCUAGAGAAUGUGCAAACAAAACUGGAUCACGUGAGUGUUUUACCGGACGUUAUCAAGAAAUAUAACGAAGUGCGGAAGCAGGGAGAAGGUGAUGUUAACGCCGAACAACUGUCUCCCGUAGUUGAAGUGGAAAUAGCUAAGUUCAAAGAUGAUCUUUUGGCCGUGAGAAACUCAAUUCAGCGCCAACAUCAGCUGCUAAACGAGUUACAGAAGAGAAAUAUAGAAUACAUGGAACAGAAACGCCGCUUACGGGUUUCUCCAGAGAGAGAGCAGGCACUAGAUGUGCUCAGCAAAACGUAUCAUGGAUUUUGUGAAGUUAUCGGGAAUAUAAAGCAGGGAUAUGAGUUCUACAAUGAUUUUUCGACACGUCUUGGGCUGAAGCAUGAGGAACUGGAGCAGCAUUUGGAAGAAAGAUAUACAGCAAUGAAACAGUUACAAAGAGCAUUAGACGAACAGGAUAGGCAGUUUGGUGGAAUGUAA
Brettanomyces bruxellensis is the source of this 2208-nucleotide messenger RNA. RefSeq lists its product as uncharacterized. Gene Ontology annotation, molecular function: protein binding. The transcript has a single exon. The record is from RefSeq and is a predicted model, not a curated record. The coding region runs from base 1 to 2208 and encodes 735 amino acids. Gene Ontology annotation, cellular component: endosome. NCBI's taxonomy places the organism in Eukaryota, Fungi, Ascomycota, Pichiomycetes, Pichiales, Pichiaceae.